UAUGGAGGUUUACGAGAGUGUGAGGUUAAUUACAGGUUGAAUUGUUGUCAAUCCUACUGUUUAUCGGGGUUCUCUCGCCUGGAGCAAUAACCUGAGACGUUAAAUGUGCGUGGAGUAACGGGAAUUGAGUGAAAAAUAGUGAAACAUCAAACAAAAUGAGUGAAAACGAUUCGGUUUAUGGGACUACCCUGUCCCAGGAGUCCAUGAAAGUCAUCGCCGAGAGCAUUGGUGUGGGAAAUUUACCGGAUGAAGCUGCCAAGGACCUUGCUGAGGAUGUCAGCUAUCGUUUGAAGGAGAUUAUACAGGAUGCUGCUAAAUUCAUGAGACAUGGCAAACGCCAGCGUUUGACGACCCACGACAUAGAUCACGCCUUGAAGAUAAAGAAUAUUGAGCCCACGUAUGGCUUCUUCGCCAAGGAUCACAUACCCUUCAGAUUCGCCUCGGGGGGAGGGCGAGAGUUGCAUUUCGUCGAGGAGAAGGAGAUCGAUCUCAAUGAGAUGAUAGCUGUGGCUGGUACGGCUACGUGGCCAAAACUACCUCUGGAGAUUACUCUCAGGGCCCACUGGCUGUGCAUUGACGGCGUCCAACCGACCAUACCCGAAAAUCCACCGCCAGUUUCCAAAGACGUUCAGAAAUUGGAGAGUGUGGACCCAACGACGAAGCUCGCCAACAAAUCCACAAACAUGAGUGUGGGGAAGCCCGGGGGUGGUGGCAAGGGUCAAAAACUUCGAAAUGUAGAGACAGUGCAUGUGAAACAACUGGCCACCCACGAAUUGAGUGUUGAACAGCAGUUGUAUUACAAGGAGAUCACAGAGGCCUGCGUGGGCUCAGACGAGGCUCGCAGGGCUGAGGCUCUGCAGUCACUCUCAGCUGAUCCUGGCCUUCACGAAAUGCUCGCGAGAAUGUGCACAUUCAUUGCUGAGGGUGUGAGGGUCAAUGUAGUCCAGAAUAAUCUCGCAUUGUUGAUUUAUCUCAUGAGAAUGGUGAAGGCUCUGCUUGAUAAUCCAAGUCUUUAUUUGGAGAAAUAUCUUCACGAACUGAUUCCGUCGGUAGCUACCUGCAUAGUGUCUCGACAGCUCUGCAUGCGACCAGAAAUGGACAAUCACUGGGCUCUACGGGACUUCGCCUCACGUUUGAUGGGUCAAAUCUGCAGGAACUUCAACACAUCUACCAAUAAUGUCCAGACACGUAUCACGAGAAUGUUCAGUCAAGCGUUAACGAAGAAUAGUCAAACUCCCCUGGCUUCGCUCUACGGUGCAAUCAGUGGCCUCUGUGAAUUGGGUCCAGAAGUGAUAAAAGCCCUUGUCAUACCAAAAAUAAAAAUCAUAUCAGAGCGCAUUGAGGGCUGUGUCGAUGGUGCAGCUCUGUCCAAUGUUGACAAAAAUGCCGCUGGACACAUUAAAUCGGGGCUUGUGAAGUCAGUGGCACCUGUGCUGAAAACAGUCAGAUCGGCUCCUGAUUUUGUUGAUGAUUACAAGCAGGAUUAUGGAUAUUUGGGCCCUGCACUUUGUGCUGCUGUUGCCAAAGCGAGAACUCAACCUGUCGCUGUUGCACACUCACCAUCCACCACUGGAACUGGGCUAGCAGCGAGUCAACCUCCUACUGCCAAAACCCUCGUUCAAAAUGAAAAUAUUUCAGUGGGCAGUCAACCCAGCCAACCGAGCCAGCCACGCACGAUUGUUGUCAAUGCAGCGAGGAAUGCUGGAGUCAGUGCUGCCAGUACUGGUCAAAAAUACGUUAUUGUCCAGUCGAGAUCACAGACACCGACGGGGGUUCAACAGCAGCCACCGACGAAUCCCCAGGCACAGGGACAACCGAAUCCACAGCAGAUUAAAAUCACUCAGAGUAAUAUACAACAGAAGCCCCUGCAGACUGCAGCACCUAAACUUGUUGUUGUCUGCAUGCAGAAUAGCAGUCAUACUAAUACAUCAACUAUGUCUCAGGUGACGACAAUAAGUAAGACACAAAGUGUUUUCGUGAUGCAGCAGAGUGCGGAGAGAUCACUGAGUCCAGAUGAUGAUCACGCGUUCAUGUAGCACAGAUGAAUAACUGAUAUAUUUAAAAAAUGAAAAUUGAGGGACUGGCAUUCGGCUGCAGAGGAUUCAGUUCACAGGCAAUUGUAUUAUCCCAUCUGAAUCAUUGAGUGGAAUAUAAAUGGGUUUAUUUUUA
This is a messenger RNA of Diachasma alloeum, 2169 nucleotides long. RefSeq names its product transcription initiation factor TFIID subunit 6. The record is from RefSeq and is a predicted model, not a curated record. Bases 156 to 2036 code for a protein of 626 amino acids. Gene Ontology annotation, cellular component: transcription factor TFIID complex; SAGA complex; SLIK (SAGA-like) complex. The transcript is spliced from 7 exons. Gene Ontology annotation, biological process: transcription initiation at RNA polymerase II promoter; RNA polymerase II preinitiation complex assembly. Gene Ontology annotation, molecular function: protein heterodimerization activity; RNA polymerase II general transcription initiation factor activity; transcription coactivator activity. Lineage: Eukaryota; Metazoa; Arthropoda; Insecta; Hymenoptera; Braconidae.